This is a messenger RNA of Serpula lacrymans var. lacrymans S7.9, 302 nucleotides long. RefSeq lists its product as uncharacterized. The transcript is spliced from 2 exons. NCBI's taxonomy places the organism in Eukaryota, Fungi, Basidiomycota, Agaricomycetes, Boletales, Serpulaceae. Gene Ontology annotation, biological process: late endosome to vacuole transport; endosome transport via multivesicular body sorting pathway; protein transport. The annotation marks the transcript as partial. Gene Ontology annotation, cellular component: ESCRT III complex; multivesicular body. The record is from RefSeq and is a predicted model, not a curated record.
UACUGCCAGCCUGAGUGCUGUGAUCAGUGCAACGUCCUUCACGCAAUGAAUAUCAUCGAAACUCUUUUUGGCCGAGCUGUUACUCCCGCUGAAAGGCUUCGCCAACAUCAGCGGGCUCUAACCAAGGCUCAGAGAGAGCUCGACCGCGAGCGCUCAAAACUCGAGCAGUCGGAGAAGAAAAUCGUACAGGACAUUAAGAAAAGCGCGAAAGCUGGCCAGAUGGUAGGCAUUGUCGUUUCGUCAUUGUCAUGGCUAUCACGCUUUGCAGUAGAGUGCCUGCAAAAUCAUGGCCAAGGACUUGA